Molecule: messenger RNA, 891 nt
Organism: Australozyma saopauloensis
Lineage: Eukaryota; Fungi; Ascomycota; Pichiomycetes; Serinales; Metschnikowiaceae
Product: cardiolipin synthase
Exons: 1
Coding region: 1-891 (296 amino acids)
Biological process (GO): cardiolipin biosynthetic process
Cellular component (GO): membrane; mitochondrion
Molecular function (GO): cardiolipin synthase (CMP-forming) activity
Source: RefSeq, a predicted model, not a curated record
AUGAUGCUUAGAAUACAUGUGGCAGCCUGUAGGUCGAUCUGCAAUCCAGUUCGCUGGAUUCUGCGCCAGCCUCGUGCUUUGAUUUUGCUGAAAGCUCAGGUAACUAGGCCUUCUUUGGCCCAGAAUGGGUUUUGGCAAAGCUAUAGGUUCCAGAGCUCGGGGCCGGUGAAAAAUAGCCCUCAGGAGCCAGAAAUUCCUCAAAGGGGUGUGAAAAUUGAGACUAGGUCCGAAAUUAAGCCAAUUGAGCCUGUUUCUGUUUCCGAAACUGCAAAACUCGCAGACUUGCUGAAGGACAUCUAUACGGUGCCAAAUAUCCUCACAAUGACUCGCAUUGCGUCGACUCCUUUUAUCGGAUACUUUAUCGCUUCUGGCCACUCCACUGCCGCAAUCUCUUUGUUCACAUACCUGUGUAUCACUGACUUUGUGGACGGAUACAUCGCUCGUCGCUACAAUCUCAAAUCGGUGCUUGGGUCGAUCUUGGAUCCCUUGGCAGAUAAAUUCUUGAUGACAACUUGUACAGUGGCGUUGUACAUUGGAGGCGGCAUGCCUCUCUAUGCUGCUAGCAUCAUCAUUGGCCGAGAUGUGAUGUUGAGCUUCAUGGCAUUUUACAUGCGCUACAAAUCUCUUCCGGCCCCAAGAACGGUUCAGCGGUAUUUCGAUCCGAAAGUCACCACUCAUACUGUGCUUCCAAAUACGCUCGGAAAGGUCAACACUGCCCUCCAGAUGUUUUACAUUGGAGGACUAGUUCUUCUUCCAGGACUCGAACAGCUACUGACACUUCCAUUCGACACUAUCUUCAGCUGGUAUGGAAUGGUUGUCGCCGGAACCACGUUGGCCAGUGGAGCAAGCUACUUGUUUUCGAGAGGCUCGGCCAAGAUCCCAGUGAAGUGA